AGAAGAAAGCUAUAGGCUAACUUAUGAUUAUUGGUAUAUAUGGGUAAUUUAUCUUCAAACCAUUUCGAUAAAUUGGAUUAUGAGCAUUUAGAAUUAUUUAAUGCUGAAAAGUAUUUUGGACUUGUCAAUUUUGGUAACACCUGCUAUUGUAACUCAGUAUUGCAAGCAUUAUACUUUUGCAAACCAUUUAGAGAGAGAUUGUUAUUAUACAAGCUACUUCAUAAGAAAACCAAAGAUACAAUCUUAGCAUCACUAGGUGACUUAUUUUUCACUAUUGCCUCUCAAAAGAAAACUGUUGGAAGUUUGGCUCCUAAAAAAUUCAUAACAAGAUUACGAAAAGAAUAUGAGAAUUUUAAUAAUUAUUUGCAACAAGAUGCCCAUGAAUUUCUCAAUUACUUAUUAAAUGACAUUUCAGAAACUCUCACAAUUGAAUGUCAAGAGAAACUUGUCAUUCUAGCCUCCUUAAACCAAAAUGCCCAUAUGGGUAAUCACAUUUCAGCAAGUUCGAAAAGGCAAAAUCCAUUCAAUCAUGCAAUUCAUUGUACAUCAAACACAAUUUCCCUAGACAAUUCACACGUGACCAGCGAUAUCUCGAAAGAUCAAAUCAGUAUUCAAUCGUCCAUCAACCAAAAUUCCAUUUCGAACAGUUCGACCGAACCGCCUUUCAGUAAUUCGAAUUCUAUUCAUAACGACGGCAAUAACUACCACCGAAAACACACUACGAAAGAAAAAAUAUUUUCCGCCUGGGCCAAAUCAAAAGCUAGUUUCAGGAGGAGGGCCUCUCACGCUGGCAUAUUCGUACCUCCUUUUCUAGCGACGCCCGAAAACGAAAGCGGGUUACCUUUAUUCGAGUCCGCCCAACUCCCUAACCGCCACGUAAAUUCGGGUAUACCCGUAAAUCCGGAGGCUUAUCAAAUCGACCUCAAACACGAUUCGCUCGAUAAUCAUAGAACGAACCACGAUCCCGAUUUAUCCCACUGCAACUGCGUAAGAUCGAACGCUCCCGUCUCGAAUAACGAUAACGUCAAGAAGAAAAGCAGGCCCAAUUUCUUGCUGAGAGGCAAGAAGAGCUUUUUCGACACCCCUUACUUGAACAGCAGCUCUUGUUCCGCUAACAGGGUAACGCCACCAAUAGAUAGCGUUGGCAAUACCCAGUGCAAUGGCGUAGAUUGCGAUAAAGGCUCGAGGGAUCGCGCGAGAGAAGGAGCGAGUGGUAAGAACGAUAAUUUCGUGAACGAAAUAUUCCGGGGCCAGUUGGCCCACGAGACCCGUUGCCUCAACUGCGAAAGCAUCAGUAGCACGACAGAAGUAUUUUUUGACAUUUCCGUCGACGUCGGUCCCAACACAUCCAUUACCAGCUGCCUGCGAUCUUACAGCAAUAUUCAAACGCUCUUGGGCGAAAAUAAAUAUGAAUGCAAGACUUGCAACUGCAAACAGGAAGCUCAAAGAAGAACUAGCAUCAAGAAAUUGCCCGUAGUCCUAGCUCUCCACUUGAAGCGAUUUAAGAUGGAUACCUUGGGCCAACCAAAUAAAUUUACCAAAGUCUCCUUCAAAGUCAUUUUCCCUCUCGAAAUCAGGCUUCCUAUAUCGCCCAAUAACUCUAGCGUCCUUUCUGACGAAUUGGAAUCCAGCCGUCUUUACGAACUAAUCGCAAUUAUAGUGCACUGCGGAACUGGUCUUAACAGAGGUCAUUACAUUAGCAUCGUCAAAUCGCUCGGUAAUUGGUUAUUAUUCGACGACGACGUUGUGGAGACCAUCGACGAAUCAUCUAUCCAAGAUUAUUUUGGCGUUUCGUCCGACCACCAGAAAUCGUCCGAUACGGCUUACAUAUUAUUUUAUCAAGCUUUAGAAUGGCGCUCUUUAUGAUAAAAAACUUCAUUUUUAUAUAUAUAUAUAUAUACACACAAAACCACAAUAUCAUAUGGGAACGUAAAAUUUGUUGUAAAAUUGAUUAUUAUUAAAAAAAACAAAAAUCAUUUACUGUGAUAUCCAUAUAAUACCAUCGUCGUUAAUCGUUUAAUUUAUAGUCAAUUAGCCCCCCUCUGACAAGCUCCUUCUGCCCCUAAUAUUACACAAAUGGGAAAUUAUUGAUUACCUAAAAAAAUCCAAACCCAUAUCUUUUUUUGUGUUAAAUGGCAAAACUCUUAAUAAAACAAUCUUUUACAUCUCAUUUUUUUCCCUCCUUUUUAAAUAUAAUUAUAUAUUUUUUUGGGGGAGAUAAAUGACAAUAAAAUAAUGCCAAUAAUUUUCAUGAAUAUAAUUUUUUUAAGAAAAAUAAAUAAUGUUGCCAUUAAUUAUAAAAACGAAAGAAAAAUAUUUUUUUUUUGAACACCCUUAUAUUAUUAUUUUUUUAAAAUUAAAUAUUAUAAAUAAUAAUAAUAUAAGAAGAAAAAUAUAUGUCAUAUUAACUAUUAUA
Gordionus sp. m RMFG-2023 is the source of this 2416-nucleotide messenger RNA. RefSeq names its product ubiquitin carboxyl-terminal hydrolase 46-like. The record is from RefSeq and is a predicted model, not a curated record. Gene Ontology annotation, biological process: protein deubiquitination. Bases 40 to 1866 code for a protein of 608 amino acids. Gene Ontology annotation, molecular function: cysteine-type deubiquitinase activity. Lineage: Eukaryota; Metazoa; Nematomorpha; Gordioida; Chordodea; Parachordodidae. The transcript is spliced from 11 exons. Gene Ontology annotation, cellular component: nucleus; cytosol.